AUGAACGAUCGUUCGGACGAUCGUGCCGCUUUUGCGCUUGCGCAACUUGAGGACGAUCGCUCGCCUCGUUCUCUUCGUGACGAGCUGACUGCAUCUCGUCAAGACAUCGCUCAACUGCGUGAGCAGGUCGCUUCGCUAGUCGACCAGACUGGCUCGUUGAAACGGGACCACUUGAAGGUGGUCUCAGCCAUUGAUCGCGGAGUGUUCUUUGCUUUUCGAAACGAACUCGUACUGAUAGUACAGGUGGAGACGACCGACAGAAAACGUAGGAUGCGUACGAGUCCUAAGAGGCAGUUCAAUCGUGCAUGCGUUGCCCAUUCGGAGCAACACACACAACGGAUCGAUGUACUUGGGCAGUAA
Molecule: messenger RNA, 360 nt
Organism: Peronospora matthiolae
Lineage: Eukaryota; Oomycota; Peronosporomycetes; Peronosporales; Peronosporaceae
Source: the annotation of a GenBank genome assembly